Molecule: messenger RNA, 1470 nt
Organism: Chelonus insularis
Lineage: Eukaryota; Metazoa; Arthropoda; Insecta; Hymenoptera; Braconidae
Gene: ND-39
Product: NADH:ubiquinone oxidoreductase subunit 39
Exons: 7
Coding region: 116-1360 (414 amino acids)
Cellular component (GO): mitochondrion
Molecular function (GO): protein-containing complex binding; protein binding
Source: RefSeq, a predicted model, not a curated record
AGACCGUCGUUGCUGCCAACCUAACAGUAGCAAUGGCGAAUUAGCACAAUGAAAUAUGUGUAAAAUUUUUUCAUCUUGAAAAAAAAUCGGUGUUUUAUAAAAUAAGAUUGAAAUCAUGACAGUUUUAAAAUCCCAAACUGCAGUCCUCCAUUUACUUCAAAAAAGCAAUGGUGUGCUAAAGUUAAUUACACCGGCAACUUCUCCAGCUACAUACCAUAAUGCCAAAUGUAAUUAUUCAUCUGAUGUACCUGUAAAGAUCUUAAAAAAUCCUACAACAGCAUCUUUAAAAAGAGGAACAGGUGGAAGAAGUUCUUUCAAUGGAAUUGUUUGCACAAUUUUUGGUAACACAGGAUUUAUCGGUGGAUAUGUGUGCAAUCGUCUAGGUAAAAUUGGCACCCAGCUAAUAUUACCUUAUCGAGGAGAUAUAUAUGAUUCCAUGAGAUUAAAGCUCAUGGGAGAUCUUGGUCAAAUAUUAUUCCACCCAUUUCAUUUGUGUGAUGAAGAUUCCAUCCGAAAAUGUAUCAAAUAUUCCAAUGUUGUUAUUAACUUGAUCGGUCGCGAUUGGGAAACAAAAAACUUCUCUUUCAAUGAUGUUCAUGUAGAAGGUGCACGGAGAUUAGCAAGAUUGUGCAGAGAAGCAAACGUAGAGAGAUUUAUUCAUGUUUCUCAUCUCAAUGCUUCGCCAGAUCCAGAGCCCAUAUUUUUUGAAAAUGGUUCGGAACUUAUGAAAGCUAAAUGGAUGGGUGAACAAGCUGUCAGAGAGGAGUUCCCUGAUGCAACGAUAAUUCGACCAUCUUACGUUUAUGGUCAAGAGGAUAAAUAUUUGUGGUGUCUAACAUCAUCAUUUAGAAAACAUCUGAUAGGAGGAAUACCAAUGUGGGAGAAAGGUGAAAAAACAAUUAAAGCACCAUUAUGGGUUGGCGAUGUUGCUUCAGGUAUCAGAGAAAUUGUCCUAGAUCCAUCGACUGCUGGAAAAACUUAUCAAUUCCUUGGUCCAAAACGUUACUACCUUGGAGAUUUGGCAAUGUGGGUACAUUUACAUCUUAGACAUGAGCCAAUGGAAUAUGGAUACCGGAAACUAGAUAUAAAAUAUUAUCCAUUAUUUAAACUUAAAGUAUCAAUAUGUGAAUCUAUGAGUGUAAAUAGUCCUUUAGGAUAUUUACAUUGGGAAGGAUUAGAAAAGGAACAUUUGUCUGACAAUCCCAUUCCUGGAAUCCCAGGUCUAGAAGACCUUGGUGUAAAACGAGCUCUACUUGAAGAUCGUAUUAACUGGGAACUAGGACCAUUCAAAUUAGAGGAGUACUAUACGGAAGAGAUUGGAGAACAUGAAAAGCCAACUCCACCAAAUCCAGUACCUUAGCUUUAUAAUUGACUGUAAAUCAUCAACAGUUUGUUAUAGAAAAACUCGAGUUCAUUAGAUCAUGUAUAAAAUCUGCUACAUUAAUAAAAAUUAUUUAAUUGAAAACGAUA